AUGGCAGAGGAUCUUUAUUUAAGUGAACAUACUAGGACAAAUGGCUUAAUGCGGGUACUUGUUAUAAAUUCAGGUGCCCAGCAGUUUGGUGGUGGUGGACCACCAGGUCAAGAACAAGCAUGGGGAAACCAGUUUCCUGGGCAACAAAUAUUCAACGAUCCAAUGGCAAAUAUGGCUAUGCAAUACGGAACUUCUUUAGCUGGCCAGGGCAAAGAUAUUGUUAAUAAAAAUUUAGAAAAAUAUGUGUCAACAUCAAAAUUAAAAUACUAUUUUGCAGUAGAUACGUCUUAUGUUGGAAAGAAACUUUUAAUGCUUCUCUUUCCCUAUUCUCAUACAAAUUGGUCUAUAAAGUUUGACCAGGAUCAACCAGUGGCACCAAGAUUUGACGAGAAUGCACCAGAUUUAUAUAUCCCAGUAAUGGCGUUUGUUACAUAUGUUUUAGUCUCUGGAAUAGUAUUAGGAACACAAGAAAGGUUUACACCGGAACAACUAGGUUUACAGGCCAGUACAGCUUUAGUUUGGAUUAUAAUUGAACUUGUUGCUGUUAUGCUGAGUUUAUACAUAAUGAAUCUAUCAACGGAACUCAAAUACAUGGAUAUUCUGUCAUACACUGGGUACAAAUUUGUUGGGAUGAUUUUCAGUUUAUUAGGAGGAAUGUUGUUUCAGUCAACAGGCUACUAUGGGGUUCUAGCUUGGUUCAGUAUUGCUAUUGUUUUCUUUUUGGUACGUACAUUAAAAAGUCAGAUAAUGCCGAGGUCAGAGACCGAAGGUUACACGGGAUCAGGGACCAAAAGGAGUUUAUAUCUAAUACUGUCUAUAUCUUUCGCUCAGCCAGUACUGAUGUGGUGGCUGACUAGACAUAUUGUGUUUGCCAAAUAGUGACAUUGACUUCAUGCAUAGCUGAAAUGAAAUGUGCUCAUGUUAAGAAGAAAAAAAAACACAAGUGUUUGUGUGUACUCUUGAAACCAUUGUGGAGGCAGGGGAAAAUUUUGAAUUUAAAACAAAUAUUGAAUAUAAACUCACUAUUGGAACCAUCUUUUAUCUCAAAGAAGUGGGAUCUUAAUUGAUAAUUUUCUACUGAAGUUAAGGCGAUUUAUUUAUAUUAUAUGAAGAUCAUAUGAAAAUUGUUAUUAAUGUGAUAAAGAGACCAGUCAAAAGUCCAAGAAUUCUGAUUGGUUUGUUAAAAUCUCAGAUUUGAAUUUGACCAAUAAGAUUGUUGCAUUUGGAGACUGGUUUACAAUUUCUAGGGAAGAGUGUGACCUGUUAAUAUGAGCAUGCCAUAACAAAAUAUUCACAGAGUGCUUGAAAAUAAUAAUAUUUUGAAUAUUAUUGAAGAAUGAAUUAUUGAAGGUUUGCUACUGAAAUGUGCGUUUGAUUUCAAGAAUAGACAGAUGUUGUGAGCUUUGACUAAUUGUGAAAAUUUUAUGUAGGUAAAUCUUGUCCAAAGUGAGAAUGUAUUAUUCAUGGGUAUGUUAUAAUUAUUAAGCACCAAAUGAUAUAAAAUUGUCAGUAUUUACUGUAAAAAACCUCUCUCUCUAUUUUCCGUAACACAUAUGCUGUGAUACUCCCGCAAAGUUUUUGCAAAAAAAAUGGAAGAUAUAACUUGCAUUAGUUAUCUUAUAAUUGAUGAGGUCCGGAAAGAAACUGGUUAAAGGUAUUGGUGUAAAUUAAUAUAUUUUUAACUCAUUUAUAGAUUACAUGACAUCAAAUUUUUGUAUACCUUGUAGCUAUAAUAUUCUUUAUUUAAUUCAUAACUUUGUCAUUUCGACUAGAAUUGUGGCUUAAGUGAAAAACUUAUAAAACUUGAGGUGAUCAAUUAUAUUGAUAUCUAUUGGUAUAUUUUUUUUUUUUUAUCUUUUCACUUUCAUACAUUCACUGCUGAGAUGUUUAUGGAGAACUACAGUAAAAGCUUAAUCUCACUUCUGUAUACUAGUGAUAAGUUCUUGAAUUGUUGCUGCCAAAAUUCCAAAACUAUUAUUAAUGAUGAUAUAUAUAACUUACUAAGACAAUUAAAAUUAUAUCCAUUAUUGUCUUAAAAUUCAUCACUUCAGUGCAGUGAUGGUUUAUCUCCUUUUAAAUCUGAUAGGAGUUAAACUGUUACUGCACUAAGGUGAGGAAAUAUCGAGAUCCUUAUGUUUAAAUCUAUAGUGUUGCCAUAUCUGCAUGAUCUGUGUUAAAAUAUAUGAGCCGCGCCAUGACAAAACCAACAUAAUGGGUUUGCAACCAGCAUAGAUCCAGACCAGCCUGCGCAUCCGCGCAGUCUGCUAUUAGCUAUACGUUUCUCUACUUGUACAUGUUGUAAAAGAGUUGCUAAGCGAACAGCAUGGAUCCUGAUCAGACUGCGCGGAUGCGCAGGCUGGUCUGGAUCCAUGCUGGUCGCAAACCCACUAUGUUGGUUUUGGCGUGACGCGGCUCAUAUAUAUUUUUUAUUGUUCUUUUUAAAGUGACAUUAUGCCUAUCCAAGGAUAUAUAGUGACUGAACAGGUGGAAGUCAAACUAAGUUUUUAUUUUGCCAUAAAUACUUGCAGUUUAAAAUUUACUUCCGAAAAAACGAUAACUCACUUGGCUUAAGGAUAUUUCUUUAAAUAUCCAUCAGAACUCAACUGUAACAUUCAGCUCAUAAAAAGAGGGGCAGUUUUUUUAAUAUUUAGGCAGUUUUUAAAUAAUAUCUUAUCCUAAAUAUUUCUUAUUAUCAGUUAUAUGUCAAUCGCCAUUAAAAUAAGCUUUUGUCACUUUAAAAGUUAAUAUGUACAUGUAUUGUAAGCAACAUGUAUAUUCAUGUAUGCUUUUCUUAUUUGGUGCAACUUUAUAUUGACAAAAUGAAUUAAUGUGUUAAAGUGAUUCAUUGAAAGCAGUUUUGUUCAACAUCAAUUGAGCCGUGUCACGACAAAACCAACAUAGUGUGUUUGCGACCAGCAUUCUGUUCGCUUACCAACGCUAUUACAAGUAGAGAAACUGAUAGCGAACAGCAUGGAUCCUGAUCAGACUGUGCGGAUGCGCAGGCUGGUCUGGAUCCAUGCUGGUCGCAAACCCAUUAUGUUGGUUUUGUCAUGGCACGGCUCAAUUACAUUUUACAUAAGUCACAGUUUAUGGUACAGGGUAUUUUUCCUUCUUUACAUUAAGGAAGUACAGUGUUUCAAUAGGUUAUUUACUGUACUGUAAACUUAUUAUUUUUGUAAGAAUUGAAAAUGUUCCCCCAACAGCCUCUUCUAUCUCUCUAUACUUUUUGUGUGGCUAUAGCAAACAAAAGAAAGUGAUCAGAAAAUAUACCACUCACUUUUUAGCAAACUUAAAGAUGAAUUAUGGUCACAUUUGAUAUUAGAAAGUAUUGUUAAUUGCGACACAGUCUGUUUGUAAAUAUUAAAAUGAAUAUAUUUUGAGUUCACGCACACUUCACAUACUUAUUUCAUAGCAUAAAAGGAUGACAGAAUUAUGGCCCCUUAAACUUUAAACUUAAGGUUCAACAUUAUCCAGGCUCUUGUUUUACUAUCAAGCACUUAUAUUAGUCGAGCACGUUGUCCUACCAACAGCAUUUGUUAUUAUUAGCUGUUUGUUUGUCAGUUGGGGAAACAAAGAAGUUAAAAAAUUUUAUUAUUUUACUGUUUCAUGAAUUUUUGCUAGAUUGUUUCAGUUUAUGCAAACAUGUUAAAUUUUAUUUUCUGACCUGGGCCCUUACUGAAUACUGACUUAACCAGACAUUUAUUCAAAUAUUUACUGAAUCGAACACUUACUGAAUCAGACACUUUCUGAACUGAACACUUAGUGGACUAGGCACUCAACAAACACUAAUGAUUCAGAUGCAAACAAUAUAGUACAUAUAGCUUUAUUUUAGCAAUCAUUUUAUAUCAUAUUUGAAAUUCUGAACCCGGAAGUUAGAAACAUUUUUUGUUUUUGUGUUUUUUUUGUAUGUGUUUUCUGUCUUAUAAAAUAUUUUGGUUUGCAAUUAGAAGAUUAGUAGUUUGAAUGUAUCAUAUUUAUUGCUUGCUAGUGGAUUGACCAUUAAGAGUUAAAUAUUUAUGUUAAACAUGGUAAAAACUAAGUGAACAAGAAAUGUUUAAUGCAUGGCCUAUAUCAUAUCAUUAAACAAUUAUUAUCAGGAUUUUUUUUUGUUUUCCAACUUUGACCCUUGUAUUAACAAACCUUAACUUGGAAUCUGUUUUGUGAAAACCAAAGAUAAUGUGUUAAGUUUAUACACAAUCAAAUUUCUCUAUAAAAACUAGUCACUAAUAUUAGAUAAAGUUUGUUAGAAUUAGAAUUUGAUUUAUACUAAUUUUAGUUGGCUCAAACAGUUUUAUGUAUAGGUUAAAGUUUAUAAGUACAUAUUUACAAAAUUAAAUUGGUCAGCACGGCCGCGCACCGCGCAACCAGUUUAAAUUUGUAAAUGUGUACUAAUAAAUUUUAACUGCCUUGGUGUUUUAAAUUAUUUUUAUAAACAGUUGAUUGACUAGACUGAUUACUGUUUGCCAAUUUACCAAAGUAAAUAUGUGACAAUUCAUUUGAAAUACUUCAAUCCUAUUGGACAGAAAAUAAUUUCAAACACUAAUUUCAGUUAAAGUAGCUUUUUAAUGUAUUGAUACUUGAUAUAAUAUAGUAUUGUAAAUUUCAAUAUUUUAAGCUCACCUGAGAAUGUUGUUAUAUUAAAAAAUAAACUUACACAUUUAAAAUCUUGUCAAAAAUCAGGUGUACAUAGAAAAGACUUUAUUUGCCUUGGCUGUAAUAUGAGUAAAGAAAAUUAAGUUUUUUCUAUAAAUACAGGAUUUAUUUUAAUCAAAUGGUAUGAAAAUAAAUAUUUCAUGAGUGGUUGUAGGCACGAGUGAAAUAUGAUAAUUUUCAUACCACAAGAUAAAAUAGAUCGCGUUUUUAUAGAAAAAUCUUGAAUUUUCUGUUUAUUAUAUACAUUUUUCUCUUUUUUUUUAACAUGAUAAUUUGAAAGACAUCCUCUUAAAUUUUGUGUAUUGGCUGAAUUUAGAAGAAAGUAGUCCAGCAAGAUACGAGUGAAAAUACAGAAAAUAUGUUGCAGUGAAAAAUAAAUUUUAAUAGUGAAAAUACAGAAAAUGAAAAUACGCAUUUAAUUUCAUCAGCCUUUGUCAAUAUUUCAUUUAUAGGUGUAUAAUAAAUACAUUUGUAACUCAUUAUACAAAGAUUACACCUUCUAACUUUGUUUAUAUGUGAUGUCACUGGAAGCACUCCGAGAUUAUUUUGAAUAAUCAACCAGGUGCUCUGAUUUCCACUACUUUUGUAAUAGUCUUGUUCUGCUAUGGUGUAAGAUUAUGGUCAUUUGUUAGUUUGAUGAAUUUCAAGAUUAAUGUAAUGUAUAUUGGUCAGCCAUUAGCUAGAGCCUUGUCGGACUGCAAGGCUUUACACACUUGCCAUACUGUGUAAUGUUAACAUACUAGGGUAUGUUACCCCUUAACAUUAACAAACAUUUGCUGCUGUAUAGAGUUAUGGCAGCUUGGACAUCCAUAGAGAUUGACCAGGCUCUAUACUGUUGACUGAUGAUUUUUAAAUUUCCAUCCUGAUGACCCCAAAUCUGAAAAUUGACAGUUCCAGAAACUAAAUUUGGAAAAGUCCAUUUAAGAAAUUCAGGAAGUUCCGGAUUUAUAGAUGUAGACGAGUUAUCUCUAUUAUCAUUCUCACAGCUAGCAGAGUUAAUGAAAUUGAUGUUGUGAAUGAAAUGUUUGCAUGAUGAAAAGCUUUUUAAGUAUAAUGGCAAAAUAAUUUGUAUGUUUUAUAAAAAGUAUUAUAUGCAUGCCUAUGAAAUGAUGUAAAUAAUUCUUACAUGACCAUGUUUAAAUCAUAUUAAACAUUUUGUGCCUCUAACAUAAUGAUAUACAUUUCCUUCAAGAAAUAAAAAAAAAAAACAUGA
Messenger RNA from Ruditapes philippinarum (Manila clam), 5866 nucleotides. RefSeq names its product protein YIF1B-like. The transcript is spliced from 8 exons. The record is from RefSeq and is a predicted model, not a curated record. Gene Ontology annotation, cellular component: endoplasmic reticulum membrane; Golgi membrane; COPII-coated ER to Golgi transport vesicle. Gene Ontology annotation, biological process: endoplasmic reticulum to Golgi vesicle-mediated transport. Bases 1 to 879 code for a protein of 292 amino acids. Lineage: Eukaryota; Metazoa; Mollusca; Bivalvia; Venerida; Veneridae.